Molecule: messenger RNA, 2439 nt
Organism: Chara braunii
Lineage: Eukaryota; Viridiplantae; Streptophyta; Charophyceae; Charales; Characeae
Source: the annotation of a GenBank genome assembly
CUAUCUCCAAUCUUGACGGCCUGAGCCUGUCCGCGCUCAACGCCGUUCCAUCUCGACCUCUGAUUACAAUUAUUCGGCGAACGGUCACGAUGACUUCCGUUUGCUCUUCUCUAUGUCUUCGGAUGGGCACAGUGCUGUGGCUUGCGACAACCUUCACUCUGCAUUGUGUCUCUUCUGCACCUCCAUCGAGCACGCGCGAUGGAAGCCAUGACAUGGCGGUCGAGUCGAAGAGCGGUAGGCCUCGGGCGCAAGCGAGCCGGCACAGCAGCGCGAUCAACUUCCGCGAGAGCGAGCUGGAGAAACUCCUCGCCGCAGGGAAGGAACUGCCUGACUCCCUUGCCGAGCUGUACUUGCGCGUCCUCGUGCCAUCGCCGACAGUUGCGACCAAACUGCAAGGGCGACGGCGCAUUAAGUUGAUGAAACCAGCGCAGCAAAGCGCUGGUGCGAUCAACUCCCUUCAGCGGAUCGUCCGCGAACGUCACAGCGGUCUUUCUGCGCCUCCGUCGGGCAACCGCCAUGGAAGACAUGAAAUCUCGUCGGAAGUUUCUAGGAGUGGUAAGCGCCGGGCGCAUCGGGCGCAAGGCGGCGGCCGAGAUAGGAAUAUGCGCAGGCUCAACGACAGCGGGACAGAGGAUAUCCUUACGCUGGCCGAGGACAAGCAUUUUCCCGAGUCGGUCGCGAAGUUGCUCUUGCGAGUCCUCGAGACAUCGAGGGGAAGAGGCCCUGUCGAGAUGCACGGACGGCGGUCUGAGUAUCGCUUUUCGUCGCAGCGAAGCACUGCUGCGCUGAAAUUCGCUGACAAGGCGAUUCAGGAGACUGGCACCGAAGGUGGAGAGCCGCACGCUCGCCAGCGUGCUGACUUUUCGAGGCAAGGCAUCUUUGCCGUGCAACCGUCCAGUGUGGACGAAUCGAUUUACUUCCUUUCGGAAGCGGGAGUCUGGACGUUGCCGACCACCUCAAGCUCGUACGGUGCUGCAUCGGUCAGUCGUGCUGCUGGCCCUUUCUACGAUGCGCAAGCUUUCACGAUCGUGGACAUGAGCAAGUACGGGGGCCAAGGGAGGUUCCUUCUAGUGUCCGAAGCCGAAUAUGACCGCCUGCGAACUGUCAGUUUGGACUCGUAUGAACCGCCUUUCGGUGUCCGCGACAUGACAGGCUUCGAAUCUAACAAUCUUAGCCUUGCUUUGGAUCCGUCACGGCCGUACGUUUACUUUUCAACGGAUCAUAGGCUGUACAAGAUGUAUCUCCCCUCUUCCGGACUUGGGUCAGUACUCCCUCUCAUUGCUGAUGCAUCGGCGAUUGGAUCGGUGCAAGCCAGCAUCCGCGGACCGGUUCAAUAUAGCAUCCACGGUAAUGCGGGUUUCGAUUCGGUUCGCGUGAGCCAGCAUGCCUUUUCCGCUGACGGCCAGUUCAUGUACGUUGCGGACGAAGGAGGAGACGCCGUCUACCGAGUUUGGAUUGCAAGCGGAGAGGUGGAGAAUCUCGGUAGUGGUGAUGUUGAUGUGGACGUGGACGGCCCCUAUGGAUUAGCGUUGACAUCGGACGGUUGUAACCUGUUCGUGUCAGAGAGAAUUACAGGGAGGAUCACGCUAAUCACCUUCGAAAGCAAUGGUGGCCUCGUGAGGAGAGUCCGAACACUCGCAGGUAAGACCAGGGGUCGCUAUACGGAAACGGAUCGGCCUCGUGAGGCGAGUCCGACCAUUAUUGGCCUUUUCGGUUUGGCGAUCUCCCCAGAUGACUCCUAUCUAUACGUCGGAUCUUACGACAAGGGGCCGGCGAUCUACAAGUUCGACAUACGCACUUUGGGCUUGCCCUCCUGCUCUCCGAUCUCGUCUACGACUCGAUCCGUCCCCCCUAUUCCUUCUAGCUAUCCACUGCCCUCGAUCUCAAAUUCGUCCUCUGCUGCUAUCAGGAGCUCCAGCCCCCAGGCUGCUAAGAAGCAAACCGAUCUCACACCCGUUGUCAUCACUUUAGCCGUCGUUUUGGCCGUCGUAGGAGCCGCGCUCGGCGGAUUAGUGGUCUGGUGUCUAUGCGGCAUACAGCGACGGCGGCGAGAGGCGGAGUCACGAGCAAUCGAUAGGCCCCGGCAGUCAAUCGAUACCACAGAUGCCCGGGCGCCGGGAUCGCAGCCGAUCGAGCCAGUGGCUUUCACAAACAAUCCGACACGUGCGGGGAACUGGUGGCAAAGAUCAGCCGCAGGAGGGACGCUGGCCAAUGAUCGUCUUGACGUUGUUGUUGCGUAGAGUUCGCUUUCCUUUCUCGUCAAAAACGGCCCAGGGGCAGAAUAAGACACCUCAAUCAGGCUCCCAUCGCGGAUCAUCGUGAUGGAGACGGUUUGUUCAACGCCCGGUACUGCUCAGUAGGUGAUGUGGACAGGCGGCCGAAUGAACUGGGAGGAGUGAUGCCAUCCAUCAAUGAAGCGGAUAAAAAGGCUUAGGACUC